AUGGAUCUAAUUCAGAAACUGAACAGCGAGAGCAGACAACUUGAGGCUAUCAAAUUUGUCCAUGCUCUUGACUUAUUCGACAAGUACCCUCCAGUGUCUCUCUUGGAAGCCUACCUAAGAGAAUCCAGAAAGGCUGAGAGAGGAAAUAAUUCUAGUCAGUCACAGAAUGAGGCCAUUUCCAAAGAGCUUGCUGCUGUGAAAGCGGUGACUAAAACUGUCGAGGAAUGCAAGCUUGAAUCUGAGUUUUCGUGUGAGGAUCUUCAGAAGCAUAUUACUCGGUUGGAGCAACAAAAGGCAGACAAGAAACGAACUGCAAGAGCUGCUACUGCCACUGUUAGAGCUAGCCCAAGAAAUUUAUCACAAGCUCUGUAUGAUGCCGCACUCCCUAGUAUUCCUGGAACCAUCGAACUGAGUGGAAAACCUUCACCGAGGUCUUAUCUUUAUCCAUCAGAGUUCCAUGCUAGCUCCGGUUUUUACGACAGGCCAGCAUCCUACGGCGGCUACCCCAUGGCUGGUUUGGGAACAGGUUAUGGGUCAUCUUUUUACCCACUAGGAUAUCAAAAGUGA
Molecule: messenger RNA, 567 nt
Organism: Musa acuminata AAA Group (dessert banana)
Lineage: Eukaryota; Viridiplantae; Streptophyta; Magnoliopsida; Zingiberales; Musaceae
Product: FRIGIDA-like protein 4a
Exons: 4
Coding region: 1-567 (188 amino acids)
Source: RefSeq, a predicted model, not a curated record